This is a messenger RNA of Desarmillaria tabescens, 2120 nucleotides long. RefSeq lists its product as uncharacterized. The transcript is spliced from 4 exons. The record is from RefSeq and is a predicted model, not a curated record. Lineage: Eukaryota; Fungi; Basidiomycota; Agaricomycetes; Agaricales; Physalacriaceae. The coding region runs from base 164 to 1987 and encodes 607 amino acids.
AGGCUGGUACCACGAGAUAUACAGGUUGAGCGACAAAAUGAACGGCCAAUUGAACGACUUCCGCCUCGCGAACCUAGAGAUGAUAGGUAAUUAUCUCCUCAUUGUACUCAUUCCAUCUACCUGACGUUAACAAGGAUGGUACCACGGGAAAUAGAGCGACGAGAUGACAGGCAAGUUCCUUGUCUUUAAUUUUGUGCUAGACAGUAUUCACCCCUCCGUUAUCCAGGCCAUUGGAACGACUCCCCCCACACUCACUCCUCGCGAAAUGGAACGGAUACCCCCGCGGGAGCCUCGUAUGCCUCCACGGGAAAGAAGCCUGAUCCGGGAAGAAAGAUUGCCGCCUAGGGAGCCCCGAGAUCUACGAGAUAUACCGCGAGAGGCAAGAGAUAUACGUGACCUCCCGCGGGAGCCCCGGGAGAUACGCGAUUUACCUCGGGAACCACGAGAAAUUCGUGAUUUGCAACGGGAACCUCGUGAUAUACGUGAUUUACCACGGGAGCCCAGGGAGAUACGUGAUGUGCCCCGAGAGCCACGCGAUAUACGUGAGUUGCCUAGGGAUCCGAGAGAAAUACGCGACGUACCUAGGGAACCAAGAGAAGUGCCUCGAGAGCCGCGAAGUGAACGUGAUCGUGGGGCAGGACCGGGUGGAUGGGCACCGUGGUCUAGGGAGGAGGGUUGGUGGUUUGGUGGAAGAGAGAGGGAGAGGAGGGAAAGAGAGAGAAUGGAUGUUCGGACCAUUGACAGAGAACGUCUAGAAGCAAGGGAGAGGGAAAGGGAAAGAGAGCGAGAAAGAGAGAGGGAGAGGGAGCGAGUUUCGCCUCAGGGGCGCACGAUACAUGAUGUGAACAGGGAGAGGGAGCGAGAGAGAGAGAGGGAAGUGUUCCGCUCUCCAGCGAUGGCGAGUCUUGGUAUGGAUAACCCAUACGGGCCAGCCUUGAGGAGAGAUGACAAAACAGCAUCCAGACCAAUUAACCCUACUCCCAUCAACCCCGCACGCUCAAUCGUUGAUGAAAGGGAGCGGGCUGAACGAAUAGGUGAACGAAUGGAGAGGGACCGUAUAGAGAGGGAACGUAUUGACCGAGAACGCAUGGACCGCCAUACACCUAAGCCAUUCGGUCCAGGUUCACUCCCUCAGCGACAAUUCCAAAAUCAGUUCCACACGCAGUUCGUUCCAGCCGCAUCUGGUCCUGCCGGUAUUCCAAUGGGAGGACCUCCAGGGAUCGUCUUCGACAAUUCAAACAAGAAACAGGAGCGAGAGAUGGUACGAGACUCUCGGGGAGGAAAGAGACCGAGGUUAUCUCGACCCGUUCGGAGCAAGGUGAAAUUACACAUGGGAACAUAUAUUUGGCCUAAGGUUCCAUUCCCCUUUCACUUCCCUCCGCCGACACCCAAGGAGGAGUUCCCGCCGUUACCAAAUCCAGUAAAGGAAGGCGAGGAAGAUGCAAUCAUUGUGGAUUGUGAACGGAUAGCUGACAUCCUCGUGCCGAGUGGAUUCUUUCCCGAUUCCCGGCCACCCCCCGGGAAGACCAAAGUAUGGGGUGGCGGUGACUCGGAAAGGAGAGUUUACACGGACGAUUCUGAUCUCUUUUCAUGCGCUGUGCACGCAGGUUGGGUCACGUAUAGCGGUGCAAGAAAGGCUAAGAAGGAAGGGAACGAUUUGAGAGUACGUGUAAGGAUCAUCCGGGUCUCGGGAAGAGGUCCGGAGGUCGGUCAUUCCAAGGAGGAGGUCAUUGGCCGUUUCUUGGGUGGAUGGGGUGAAGGCGAGGGCGAAGGCGAAGAGGACGAUGGACGGGGAAUGAUGAGCUGUGGAUGGGGAACAGGUCACGAUGGGAGUGCUAUUGAGGUACUCGGAGUGGAGUGGGUCAGCAAACGAGGCGGUAGGGGGAAGGUAGGGCGAAAUCAGAGAUUGGAUGAGUAUGCGCAAAGAAGGCAGGAAGUUAUGUCUAGGCCUGAGGAAUCAGAAAUGAUCACGAUGAGAUUUGGAUAGCACUUUGGUUUACAUACAUAAUUUAUUUUUCUGUAUUUCAUUUUGUUCGUGGUGGAAGCUGACGCCCAUAACGAUACACAAGUACGUAAGCCCCUGAAGCGCGGGUUACUCAGCUUGUCUCCUUCCGGAUCCA